AUGUCAUAUCUCCAGACGGGGACCCGGCAAUGGCUGUCACCCCCAAGAAGCACAAGCUUGAAAGAUUACCACGAACACAAAAUUAACGUCCAGGAGGCAGCCUAUGCUAUUUCCCGUCUGACCGCAACCUCCCAGUCUACCGCACUCAACCACGGAAGAAACAAAUUAAGGAAUCUUCUCAUCGCUGCUUUAGAAGAAUGGCCCGAAUCCGAACUCUCUCCGAUAUUCGCCCUCCUCGAGGAGAUGGAAAAUCUCCCAAAACCUGCCAUACGCGAGGAGGCAAGGCAUUCAGUAACAACUGAUCCCUUCUGGAAACAAUUACCCGGUUUUGGAAACAUGAAGGUGGGUAUUUUCCAAUGGGGGGAAUGGCGACAAGAGAUCGAGGGCCAUCCUGAUGACCCGGACUUGCAGCGCCAGAUGCGGGAGAAGUAUAUCCGUAUCGCGAGUCUUGAGGUACUACUAGUCGAUGAAAAGAUUGGACCAAUUUUGCUGGAUUGGGGAUAUGAGUGUUUGGCCGAUGCGUUUGAACGUUGUGAUGUGAUUCCAGACAUUCAGUUCCCCAUGGCGGCGGAGUGGCUCAAGCGUCUUGCCAGACGGACCCACGAUGAUGCACUGAGAGAGGAAGAGGAUUGGCCGUUCAAGAGAAAUUAUUUGGAUCUGCGAAAGGGGGACGAUGCGAUGUUUGUGGAAAGAUGGCAGUAUUGGAAGAGUCGACUGGAGUAUGCAAAAGAGGACUUGCCCGAAAACAAGUCAAUCGAACGAUGA
Molecule: messenger RNA, 765 nt
Organism: Aspergillus chevalieri
Lineage: Eukaryota; Fungi; Ascomycota; Eurotiomycetes; Eurotiales; Aspergillaceae
Exons: 1
Coding region: 1-765 (254 amino acids)
Source: RefSeq, a predicted model, not a curated record